Messenger RNA from Acanthaster planci (crown-of-thorns starfish), 1404 nucleotides. Its product is annotated as small integral membrane protein 19-like. NCBI's taxonomy places the organism in Eukaryota, Metazoa, Echinodermata, Asteroidea, Valvatida, Acanthasteridae. The record is from RefSeq and is a predicted model, not a curated record.
UUCCGUAGAGUCCAAACUCAGACCCCGUAAACAGGGCCCGACGAAUACUGGGCCCAACGAAUACUCCUCUGACGGAGAAGUAUUCUUCGGGCCCUGCUUACGGGUCUCAUAUCCAGACCUGCCAGAGACGGUGCUGCAUAUACCAUGGAGGAAGGUGACCAGAUGUUACACGGGUCGUUUGUUGAUGGUGCUCGAACCCGACUCAGACUGAGUCUGACUCCAAAAUGGCGAGUGAGAAUCACGGCCUGCCACCAGAAGUCCAUAUCGACCAUUGGAACGAGGCCACCAACAUCUACAUGGUGGUCUUCGUGGUUUCAAUUUGGCUCUUUGUGUAUCUGAAGAGGCAUAAGGGAAUGUUUGCCCGGUUUUUUGCCCGGCCCACUGCGGCCAUGGAGGAGAGAACCCAGCGAUACCGGGAAGAACUCAAGCAAGUCCGACUGCGACAGCAACUCAACAUGUAUUAUAUCUCCCGAAAGUGGGAGCAGAGUAGACAGAAACCUGAGGUUAUUGAGCACCACGUGGACAUGGACAUGAUCGGCUCUUCCUGAGGACCUCGAGAACAGAAGGCAGAGUCCAAAAUCAUCUGUGCCCGGGGCACAAUCUCUGAGGUCUUUGCUAGUGGCAAGCAUCGGGGCACUUAUUGACAGUAGACAUUGCCAUGGCUCUAGAAGCUAGAAGCAAGUGAUGAUAACUGAUCCUGCCCAAAUCUUGUAGGAAUUAAAAAGAUGGUGGAGUUGCAAUCUCCCUAUGCCCAGACUCAAGAGGGCGCUUUUUACCCUCCUCUUUUGACUGAUGAUGCAGAGAACGUAAAUUGCACUGGCUGACCUCCCAUAUAAAUGACAAAUCGUCAUGUGAGCAUUCGCAUUUGGAGCUUUCAUCAUGGGCAUUACUUGCCAGGAUUUUGUGGGGGGGGGCUUGUUUGGAGAGGGGAGGGCUUUUUCGGAGAUGGGGGGGUUAGAGGGAGGGUGGGCAUAGCUCUCAUCAGCAAUAAACUGAUCAACCAUUAACAGUGGAAGGGUUCAGUUCCGAUUUCCAAGUAAACACAUGAUUUUUGACCCUCUGGUGUUCUUUCUCGCAUCUCAUCUGAUCUUUUUUUCCCUUUAUUUUCUUUUCUUUUUUUUUCAAGUGCUGUUAUAACAGUGUACAUGUCUAAAUGUACUGGAUGUUAAACUGUCAAAUGCAAUUCACUUGUCCAGUAAACAAGAUGAAAUUACAAUUACAUGUACAUAUGGCUGUUUUCCCUCAUUAAAAUUUGCAUUGAGUUUUCAUGGAUUACGUGGUCAAUUUAUGCGAAACAUUUCAAACACCAGUGUGUUCACUAUUUGCAGUGAAAAUUUACAUUUUUGGGGAAUGUACAGUUUAUAACUGCCCAUACAGUAUUAAGAAUCUCACACAAGUAAUCAA